Saxophila tyrrhenica is the source of this 1326-nucleotide messenger RNA. RefSeq lists its product as uncharacterized. The record is from RefSeq and is a predicted model, not a curated record. NCBI's taxonomy places the organism in Eukaryota, Fungi, Ascomycota, Dothideomycetes, Mycosphaerellales, Extremaceae. The transcript has 2 exons. Bases 1 to 1326 code for a protein of 441 amino acids.
AUGGCCCUGACCAGCAUUCCGGAUAUCUCAAGGCUCUCCCGGACCAAGUCACUAUCUUUCAGGAACGUAUCGUUCGACGACAACGACGUCGAAUAUGGACCUGUGGCGUUCCGCAACAUGGCGUUCGAAGGCUGCGCCGGUCUGAAGAAGAUCGAUGCAAGGCAGGCUCCAAACAGUCGCGAUGUAGAGUCUACGGCAGUGAUCGUAGCCACCGAUAAUGCGGACCUGAGGGAUAUUGAUCUUCGGACGUACGACGAUGUCAAGACAGACAUUACCAUCCAGAGGAAUAACGAGGAUAUAUAUGUCAAUCUGCACGACGUUGUCAACGCUUCCCUCAACCUGAACAAAGUGGCUUACUUCCACGCACACAAUCUCAAGCACAUCCAAGCUCCGGACAGCGGCGGUGUGCAGACCAUCUCGGACAACACGAUGGAGGAACUCAAGCUUCCCGACCUGCUCAGCAUUGAAGACACAACACUCGGGAUUUUGUCCAACGUACACCUCCGCUCUAUCGACUUCAGCAAUCUGGAAAACUUGUCCGUGGUCAACAUCUCGAGCAAUUACUGGCUUCGAGAUAUCAAUCUGCAAGGCUUGCAUACUAUCGGGACACUCAACAUAUCUGGACCAAUCGAGAGUGUAUCGAUAUACAAUGCCGAGACUGUGCAGAUCCUUGACCAAGUGAACAUCGAGCCUGACGACGAGGCUGCCUGUGACUCUGUGCCUGAACUGCCUGGUAACUACGAGUGCGGCACGCCCAGCUCCGCGCCAGCAGCUCAAAGCCAGUCUUCUGACGAUGGUGGGAACGAUAACGGUAAUGAAGGUGAUAGCAAUACUGACGACACCGACGACAACAACGAAUCGAGCUCUGGCGGUGGCCUGUCUUCAAGUGCUAAGAUAGGUAUCGGAGUCGGCAUUGGCCUUGGUGGCCUCCUGCUCCUACUCGCAGCCGCAUUCUUCAUCUUGCGCCGCCGGAAACGAAACCAGCGCCGAUCGCGAAGCGCCGCUGCAGAGGGGUAUUCCAUGUCCAAGCGCACAGGUAGGGAGGCCUCACCGCCUCGCUAUUCGAAGGUUCCUGCAGCUACCGAGUCCAUGCCAGAGCCGACGCCUCCCACCCAGAGGCCCUUCUCUAGACAGUAUACGGACUACUGGUCACAGCCAGAGCGGAGGGUGUCGACGCCAGACGGACAUCACGAGUUGGAAGAGCAGCAAGGACCAAGGCAUGAGAUGGACGCGAGGAGCUUGCAGGACAUGGAGCUCGAGGAUGAUGGAGAAGAGACUAGGAGUCUCCAAGACAUCGAGAGGAGUCAUCGGCACAGCGGUCUGUAA